CAGGAAGCUCACCACGAGAGCCUCUCUCCGGUCGUUCGUUUCCGCUCACUCUGAGGCAGCGGCCUCUAUGUCGCCUAGGACGACUCGCUCCAUGCACGAGGGCAGCCAGUCGAUGUCCCGCAGCGGCGGCAGCAGCCGCGCAGGCGAGGUGCUCGGCGCCGCGAGGUCGUCCGGCAGCCAGCCGUCGGUGUCCUAUCGGUGGAAGUGCGGCGACCGCAUCGGCUCCGGCGCCUACGGCACGGUGUACAAGGCGCUGAACCUCGACCACGGGGUCUUGUUCGCUGUCAAGAAGACCACGCUCCCCGCCGGGGAAGACGAGCAGACGAAGUGGCGGAACGAGCUGGACAUCUGCGAGGAUCUGAGGCACCCCCACAUUGUGAGCUACCUCGGGCACGAGUUCUCCGACGACUGUUUGUACAUCCACAUGGAGUAUUUGUCCGGUGGGUCAAUGGCGUCUGUCCUGAAAGAGUUCGGUGCCUUGACGUGUCCCCUGCUGAAGAAGGCUACCCGUGGCAUGGCCGAA
Molecule: messenger RNA, 523 nt
Organism: Prorocentrum cordatum
Lineage: Eukaryota; Dinophyceae; Prorocentrales; Prorocentraceae
Source: the annotation of a GenBank genome assembly